UUGGAUCUUGCAGAUCCGUCACUGAUCCCAGGAAUCAGUGUAUGUUCCAAAGAUGGCUUCUUCUGUCGUCGAAUCAUCAAAGGAAAACCUGCUGAUCCGAUUGAUCAAGGAAAAAAGCAGCAGUAUAGAGGAUUAGCUCUGCAUCCACAACGAGGUGCCAUGGUGUGGAUUGAAUCAUACGGUAGCCAUCAUAAGAUUGUCGGUGCGAACAUGGAUGGCACGAAUGUCCGGAAUUUGGUCGAAAAUAAACUCGAUUACCCAACGGGAUUAUCGAUCGAUUUUAUUCGAAGCGAUAUCUAUUUUGGUGAUAUUGAAAGGCAAGUGAUCGAGAGAGUGAAUAUGGAUACAAGGGAGAGGACCGUGGUUCUGACCCAAGGAGUACAUCAUCCAUAUGAUGUACGGUACUUCAAUGGAUUUUUGUACUGGACAGAUUGGGCCACCUCUGCGUUGAAAGUGUCCGAGUUGAGUAUUUAUCAUGAGUCUGCCUAUUCAAUACACUCAUUCACUACUUUACCGUAUGGUUUGGCGAUCAAUCAUACGAUGUUCCAACCCUCACUCUCCGAAAAUCCAUGCGCCAAUAGUGCUUGCCUAUGGAUAUGCGUGUCUAUUCCGAAUGCUGAGGGAGAGUUGAAACCGCAAUGUUUAUGUCCUGACGGUUACACGAAGGAAAAAGACAGUAGCUGUGCACCUAUCGAGGAGAUCUUGAAAGACGACGAUGGAAAACCUUUAUUGAAGAAUAAUGAGCCUAAGGUAGGUGAUUAG
Cylicostephanus goldi is the source of this 762-nucleotide messenger RNA. The record is from the annotation of a GenBank genome assembly. Lineage: Eukaryota; Metazoa; Nematoda; Chromadorea; Rhabditida; Strongylidae.